Mercurialis annua (annual mercury) is the source of this 3222-nucleotide messenger RNA. Its product is annotated as U-box domain-containing protein 44-like. The transcript has 3 exons. The coding region runs from base 626 to 3151 and encodes 841 amino acids. The record is from RefSeq and is a predicted model, not a curated record. Gene Ontology annotation, molecular function: protein binding. Lineage: Eukaryota; Viridiplantae; Streptophyta; Magnoliopsida; Malpighiales; Euphorbiaceae.
CUCUGUUCUCACAGAUAAUUGAACCAAAUGGCUUCAUCUCAAAGCCAGAAACUUUGGUGUUCAUUUGAAUGUUCAAUCAACCCAAUUACAAAUCUUCAAAAUUCUAAGUCUUUACUAUUCAAAGACCAACCUUCCACAUAAAAAUGCAAGAAUCAUGGAGUAAAAACCUCCAUUUCUUGACUCAGUCUCCUCCUCAUUAAAUAUAACCCAAGAAAAUGAAUGAAAACGAAUUGUUAUGAUCACCACACUAAGUCAUAGCAGCCGACUCAUGACAAUGACCCACAACAUAAUAUGUCCUCCUUUCACAUACCUCCAUAAGCAAACCUCCAAAUUCACAUCCACCAGUAUAAAUCCGUUACAUGUUUUUUCAGAUGAGUAAAUAGACCGAGUUGAAUCCAACAGUAACUCAGUCUUUCAAGUCUUCGCCUUUGUUUCUUUCUUUUUGUGGGCUAUCUUAAACUUGUAAAUCCCGUCCAACAAAGAAUUUUGUACAUAAAUUAAUCUUCUUUUUUUAUGUUGGUUUUCAUUUUGUCAGUCGUUAAGUCAAUCAAGAAAUAAUUUUAUUUCAUCUUCUGCAAAAGAUUGUAUAUUUUGAUUGAUAUUGAAUUCUUUACAUGAUCAAAAAAUGCAGACAUGUGACAGCAGAAGCUUCUCUGAGCUUGUAACUCAACUACAAGCUUCAGCAGAAGAAGUAGCAUCACUUGCUGAGAAUUCGGAAUUCGAUAAGGAAAUUCUUGCUGAAUUUGCUGGUUUACUUGAUAAGUUUACACCGAUUCUGACCGAGUUAAAGGACAAUGAUAAGAUCAUGGACGGCCCACCUGUUAGAAAAGCAGUUGAGUCGCUUGAAAACGAGUUUAAGCGAGUCAAGGACUUGAUUAAAAGCUCGAGUUCAAGUACGAGAUCACACAGUAAGCAAAUGGAGGAUUUGACUCAAGAUCUUGGAAGAUCUUUAGGCCUUAUUCUGUUUGCAGGUAUUAAUGUUUCUUCAGAAUUUAAAGAAAAAGUUGCUGUAUUACAUAAAGAAUUGAUGAAUGCUAAGUUUAAUACUAGUUUAAGUUCGAGUCCUAGUCCUUGCGCGAAUUUGAGUUCUAUAUUGAGUCAAGAAUCGGAUUUUGGGAGUGAAUUCGGGUUUGUGGGAGAAAUCGAGGAGGAAAGUAUUACUUUAAGUACUGAAGAUGUAGUGUUGCAAAUUAAGUAUGGUAAUGAUGAAGAGCUCAUGCUUGCGAUUCUUGGAUUACGCGAUUUUGUUAUGGAUCAAACGGUUGAUAAAGAAUGGAUUAGUGAUGAAGGAGUGAUUCCAAUAUUGUUUAAUAGGCUAAGUUCAAGCAAGUCUAACAGCCGGUGGCGCAUCGUUCAAAUUCUGAGGAUUAUUGCUUCUGAUAACAGUGAAAUGAAGGAACAGAUGGUAGAUGUUGAGUUUUUAAAGCUAUUGGUGAGAUCAUUGACUCGAGAAGUGGACGAAAGGAGGGAAGCUGUAGGACUUCUGUUGGAACUCUCGGAGGUUUCAGCAGCUCGUCGGAGAAUUGGACGAAUUCAAGGCUGUAUUGUAAUGCUAGUCACAAUGCUUAAUGAUGAUGACUCAAUUGCUUCUCAUGAUGCUGAGAAGUUGUUAAAUGAGUUGUCGAGUAAUACUCAAAAUGCACUUCAUAUGGCUGAGGCUGCUUACUUUAAGCCUUUAGUGCAUUGCCUAAAGCAAGGCUCUGAUAUGAAUAAGAUCCUCAUGGCAACCGCAAUAUCAAGAAUGGAGCUCACAGAUCAACGAAGAGCUUCGUUAGGCGAAGAUGGGGCAGUUGAACCUCUUGUCAAGAUGUUUAAAGCCGGAAAGCUUGAAUCCAAGUUAUCUGCUUUAAAUGCAUUGCACAAUUUAUCAAACUUGACGGAGAACAUACAGCGUUUAAUCAGUUCAGGCAUCGUAGUUCCCCUGCUUCAGCUACUAUUUUCUGUCACAUCUGUGCUUAUGACUCUUCGGGAGCCAGCAUCAGCAAUACUUGCGAGGAUUGCUCAGUCAGAAUCUUUUCUAGUGAAUCAUGAUGUGGCACAGCAGAUGCUCUCACUUUUGAAUCUAUGCUGUCCAGUAAUUCAAUGUCAUCUCUUGGAAGCACUCAAUAACAUUGCUUCACAGUCUAGAGCAACCAAAGUAAGAAAAAAAAUGAAAGAAAAUGGCGCGGUACAACUUCUCGUGCCAUUUUUGACAGAAAAUAAUGUGAAAAACAGAACUGCUACCUUGAAAUUGAUUUAUACUCUUUCCAAAGAUUCACCAGAAGAGUUAAUGGAACAACUUGGAGACUCAUAUCUUAUUAAAAUUGUCAAUAUUGUCGCUUCAUCAACAUCCGAGAGUGAAAAAGCUGUUGCGAUUGGCAUACUUAGCAAUCUUCCGAUUAGCAACAAGAAAGCGUCGGAUAUUCUGAAUAAAUGCCACUUGCUGCCUGUUUUGAUUUCAAUAAUGAGUUCAAGUACGCAGGAUUCAACAGAAACGACAAGCUGGCUAAUGGAACGCAUAGCUGACAUGUUUGUUCGAUUCACAGUUCCUUCUGAUAAGAAACUGCAGCUUCAUUCUGCAGAAUUAGGAGUCAUACCUUUGCUUGUGAAGUUGCUAUCAACUGGGUCAUUGGGUGCCAAAUAUAGAGCUGCAAUCUCACUAGCUCAACUAUCGCAGAAUUCGCUAGCGCUACGAAAAUCCAGAAACUCGAGAUGGAUGUGUAUGCCUUCUUCGGGCGAUUCACUUUGCGAAGUUCAUGACGGGUAUUGCAUUGUUAAAACCACAUUCUGUUUGGCCAAAGCCGGUGCUGUCACUCCUCUGAUCAAACUACUGAAAGGCGACGAAAGGGAAGCUGACGAAGCAGUUCUCGGUGCACUUUCGACUCUUUUGCAAGACGAAAUAUGGGAGAACGGGUGCAACUACUUAGCUAAAAUGUCAAUUCUUAAAGGGCUAAUAAAAGUGUUGGAAUCAGGAAAUGUAAAAGCUCAAGAAAAAGCAUUGUGGAUACUGGAGAGAAUGUUUAGAAUUGAGGAACAUAAAACAAAAUACGGCGGGUUGGCUCAGGCAGUGCUGAUUGAUCUUGCACAAACUGGUGAUCCGAGACUUAAAUCAGCAGUUGGUAAGGUUUUGGCACAGUUAGAGCUGUUGCAAGAUCAAUCCAGUUACUUUUGACACAAGUUAAGAACCCUUGUGCAUAAGAUUUUCCUUCAUAUACAUAAUAUAAAUAUACGAUUGUUGGUGUA